UUUUAGCACGUAGAUAUACAUAUUAUUCACAACUAGAACCUCCUAGCAUUCAGUGGCCAUUUGCCCAUGAGCAGGCUGGGAGGCUCAUCUUGUAUCUCCAAGCCAACAUUGAUAAGCCUGUAGAGAGAGAGAACGACAGUACAAGAAGAAAGGAGAAAAAGAUGAAUAGAUUCCAAGCCACGGGAGGUACCGCAACAACAGCAACAUGCUCUUAACAUAAAGUGGAUGCCUUGCACCUUGGUCUUCUACUAUAUAUAGGGACAACCUCUUCUCCCUCUGCCACCAAGGUCCAUCUGAACUGCUAAUCUUUCAUCCUUUUUGAGAAGUUUAAUACUUGUUUAAUUUUCUUCUAAGCUUCAUAGGCAAUGAUACGAGGGAGGGACCCUUUGGUCUUAGGACAAAUCAUUGGUGAUGUCCUGGAUCCUUUUGUGCGGUCCGCUAGCAUGAGAGUAGUGUACAAUGGUAAGGAACUCACUAAUGGGACGGGGCUGAGGCCAUCUGCUGUGGAGCAUGAGCCAUGGGUAGAGAUUGGAGGGAAUGACCAAAGGAGGCUCUACACCCUUGUGAUGGUGGAUCCUGAUGCACCAAGCCCAAGCAAUCCCACCUAUCGAGAGUAUCUGCAUUGGUUGGUGACUGACAUCCCGGAAACAGCUGAUGCAAAUUUUGGAAAUACAAUAGUCAGCUACGAGAGCCCACGACCAUCAGCUGGGAUUCACCGUAUUGUGUUUGUCCUUUUCCGACAGGAGACACGGCAAACCGUUGAUGCACCCGGGUGGCGCCAAAACUUCGAAACCAGGGACUUCGCAGCAUAUUAUAACCUUGGACCGCCUGCUGCUGCCUUAUACUUCAACUGCCAGAGGGAGAGUGGUUGUGGUGGAAGAAGGUAG
Molecule: messenger RNA, 887 nt
Organism: Elaeis guineensis (African oil palm)
Lineage: Eukaryota; Viridiplantae; Streptophyta; Magnoliopsida; Arecales; Arecaceae
Product: protein VERNALIZATION 3
Source: RefSeq, a predicted model, not a curated record